Papaver somniferum (opium poppy) is the source of this 3501-nucleotide messenger RNA. Its product is annotated as histone acetyltransferase of the MYST family 2-like. Gene Ontology annotation, molecular function: histone acetyltransferase activity. The coding region runs from base 1562 to 2365 and encodes 267 amino acids. Gene Ontology annotation, biological process: regulation of DNA-templated transcription. The transcript has 6 exons. The record is from RefSeq and is a predicted model, not a curated record. Lineage: Eukaryota; Viridiplantae; Streptophyta; Magnoliopsida; Ranunculales; Papaveraceae.
CUUCCGUUCGUUUUGGAAGGCGAAUAGAAAUUCUUCAUAUCAGUGCUCAGUCGAAUCUCUAAGCAAGGGUUCGAUCUUUCCUUAAGUUUUCUCUAAGCACUGCUUCUACAAAAACACAGGAGGAAAUCAAUAAGGUUAGGGAGGAUGGACGCAUCAACACCGAUAUCAAUUACGAUGAUUCUAGAUUCACUUCUUCUGAUUCAGAUGGUCCUUACAGAUGCAGCUUCUUCAAUUGGGGAUUCUGAUGGGGUUAAUUUCAACUACGAAAGAGAUUUAAUAGAGAUUAGUGAUUCUAUGCUUUCUGAUCACAACAAGCAUCAGAAUCUAAUUCCGAUCUUAUCUCGUCCAGCGCUCAAAAUUUUGAAUCUAGUUUUCAGUCCUUAAUGUCGACUCUAUUGAAGACUCAAAACUUUCGAUCAACACAAAGAAAAUGAAAUCGAGAUGCAGUUUCCGUCUAUCAAAUCAAAUCUGUGAGGCGGAAUUAUCAAGGUUGUUCCAGUAGGGAUGACUCGGUGGAUCGUUAAGCUAACCCGGAUGACUCAGUCCAGGAAAGAAGAACUCAAAAAGAAGGUCUAAGAAGAAAACGCCUCCUCCAUUGCCCAUACCUCCAUUACAAGCCCCUUUACCACCUGGAAGUAAGCUAAAUUGCAUCAAAUAUCAAGCUCCUCGACCAGUUAAGAUCAUAAGUAGUGUUGUUCUUGAAGUUGGGUCUUUUGAGUAUUUUGUAAUCUACGUCAAUCCCAAUGGUAAGACUCCUUCUCCACUUCUUGAAUUUUAGAAUUUUAAUGGGUAUUGAUAAUUGUGAUGGGGUUCUUGAAAGGAUUUACUCCUUCUCCACUUCUUGAAUUGUAUAGUUUUAAUGGGUAUUGAUAAUUGUGAUGGGGUUCUUGAAUUGAUUUACUCCUUCUCCACUUCUUGAAUUUUAGAGUUUUAAUGGAUAUUGAUAAUUGUGAUGGGUUUCUUGAAUGGAUUUCUUGAAUUUUAGAAUUUUAACGGGUAUUGAUAAUUGGGAUGGGGCUCUUGAAACACUCUUUAUGUGUUUAUAGUUAAGUUUCUGUAUAAGCUUAUGAUUGGGAGGGUUGUACAGUUGGGUUUCAAGGAAAUGGAUUUUGAUAUUGGGAAUUAGAGGGGUUCUUGAAAGGCUGUUAGCUGGUAUGAUUGGGAGUUUUUUUGUUUGAGAUUGGUUGUCAAAUUAAAAUGGUAUACAUCUGGAAACAAAUCUUUUUAGUUGGUAUGAUUAUGAGUUUGUUUCCUUUAUCAGCUUUCUUCUGCUCUAUUGUAAUAUAAUGCCUACAAGAAACAAAAUGUGGGGGAGAUAUGAUUAUAGGCAUACCAGUUAUCAGUUUCGUAUAAGCCUAUGUUCGUGAUGCCUGCAUUUUCUGUAGUAAUAGACUCUCCCAAGCUUGAUACGCACACUGCAAACUUUGAUAUCGAGCAUUCCAGAUUAUGAUAUGCUUGUACCAAGGAACAUGUUCUUUCCUACAUAUUUGAUGAUGUUCAAGAGUCGUGAUUUUAGGGUUCUUGCCAAGAAAAUAAUCUUACUGAUGCAUGUGAUUUUGCUAUGUUUAUGCUGUUUUCGUUCUUUUCAGUAAAAACUACGAUUGUUGCUUACUAUGACGUCUAUUUGCAUCUGUUUUGCAUACCAUCUGUUACAGCUCAUAGGAGGACUGAUGAGUGGGUUCAGCUUGCACAACUAGAUAUAGAGACUUUAAUGCCAAAUGUUGAAGCUGUUACACCUGAAGAGCUAUUUCGAGUAAGAACAGUGGACUUCAUACAGCUGCAUAGAAAUGAGAUUAAGACAUGGUACCCCUCACCAGUCAUGUCUGAAUUCAAGGAUUGUAUAAAGCUCCAUGUUUGUGAGUGUUGCCUUGCGUUUACGAACUUUAAAACUCAGCUCAAAAGGCAUAAGAAAGAAUGUCAAGGUAGAGACCCCCCUGGCCACGAGAUUUAUAUAGAUGGACAGUUAUCAGUUUUUCAGAUAGAUGGAGCUGAAAAUAAGGGUUACUAUGAUAAUCUUUGCCAUCUGGGUAGCAUGUUCCUUGAUAUUGGGAUUAGUUCUGAAACAAUUGAAAGCUCCAUGUUCUAUGUCCUAGUUGUCCGCGAUGAUUUAGGCUACGAUCUGAUAGCAUAUUUUUCUGAGGUAAAAGAAAUGAUGGAACCUUACGGUAGUUCUAGGUUUUUAUGUCUUCCACCUCAUCAAAGACGCGGUUAUGCAACUUUACUUGUUAGACUCGCAUGUGAGCUCAAAAGGGGGGAAGAUGCGGGUGCGCUUUCGUAUUAUAGCAAGUUCUUGAAAUGGAUUCACUGGAGAGCAGCGAAACCCCUCCCUGGACAAUCUUAUGAGGAAUUCAUCCCCUUUUUUUAGCCCUUUGCACUCAGCUUGCUCAGCACUGUCUGCUUCUGUUAGGUAGAUGCAUUUUGAUCCUUUGUGAGUCCCUGCAAAAUUACUUAGGAUUAGACCUAUGCCACCAGAUUUAGAUAUAUCAUGAUACGAACCGUCAGAAUUUAUAGUAAAAGCACCCCUAGGUGGAGGCUGGCAAUGAAUAUUAUUCCAAUUUUGUCUAGCUACUGGCCUAGGAACAGAAACAGUCAGUUAUAUGUACUUCCUGCAAUUGUGAGUGGUCACAGUUUGUGAUUUGACGAUUUGUUAUAUAGUAUCACAUCUGCUUGACCAGAUGCACCAAGCCACUAUGACUCUUUUAAUUAGAGUCUCUUCAGUAAGCUGAUUCAACUUCAGAUUAUCAAACCAGCCACAGAUAGAGUCUUUAAGAUUAAGACUGCAUGAUGGCUGCCAACCAAUAGUUGCACUCCGAACCGCUGUUUGAGAAAUUAUGCUGUAAGAUGACAUGUGAAGCUGUUUCUGGAUGUUGAGAGCAGAAAGGACACGAAGCAUCCAGAUUAGGAAUAAAGUCUGCUAGUUUAUUUCUUGUUGGUAAACUUUUUUCUCGAUAUACUUCCAUAAGAAUUGCCUGAUUCUUGUCAGGAUUGGGAGCUUCCAUAGUCUCUUGAAAAUCUGUUGCAUUCUUCAACCAACUGAGUUAUAUUCAUGUUUUUUCUCAUAUCAUUUUAUGUGGUGUUUUAUGUAGUGGGUUUGAUAUUUCAUAUCCUUUUUGAGCACGACCUCAGUAGACAGAUGACAAUACCAACUGAAGAUAAUCGAACCACACUACAGGAGCUGAAGAGACUUGAGAGAGAACAACUUAAGUUCACCUAUCAUUUCAGUCUAUUCACUGGGAUCCAGGAUGUUUUGCAGACAGGCAUUGAACUUCGCAAUACCGAGAACCUGGAUGUCCUGAGUUUGAUGUGGAUAAGGUGAUGUGGCCUCAUCAUCAAGGAAGGACGAAAGCUCUUUUGUUACUGUUUCUGUCUUUCCAGAACUAGAACAGAGCUGUAGAGCAAUGCCUCAGUUUUCUGUUUGACUGAAAGCAUUCUCUGAAUUUUAUAUACAGUGAUGUAUGCUUUGUCAGACUACAAUAGAAUAUGUAUUGAAAUCUUCUUUAU